UUGUAAACUUGGCCCGAGUGUUUUAAUAAAACUUAGCUGAUUAACCAGAGAAAGCCCUAAAGUACAGAAAAUGGAAGCCACUGAAACGGUUCUUUGCACGUUGCUUGCCGUCGACCUCACAGAUUAUUGCUACAGAGUUUGUUCUCGCUGCCAAAGAGUUCUUCCCUCAGACAACAAUGGCGUUACCUCUUCAUCACUAUGCAAAAUCUGCGAUUCAAAAGAGCCAAAACUUCUCUACCGGAUUCUCAUGUCAAUAGCAACAGAUACAUCAGUGAAAACUGUGAUCUGUUUUGAUAGAGCUGCGACUGUUCUCUUUGGUUGUUCAGCUGAUGAGUUCUUCCACUUCACAAAGCUCAAUCCUUUAGCCGCAUCAAUGGUGAAUCAGGUCUUUGAUGGAGAAAUGCUAAGGAUGACAUUGACUCGGCCUCACAACCGAAACGCUCAACACAUGAGAGUUGCUUCAGUUGUUCCUCUAAGAUCAGGAUUUCAGCCUGCAAUUGUAACCCUGAGACAGAUUUGCAUAAAGAAUGCUUCUUUGGGGAAUUGCUCCACAACAAAUCACAAUCUCUAAUGUUAUAAAUGCUACAAUCAUAAGUUGUUUGAUAUCUUUCUUUUCUUACA
Capsella rubella is the source of this 621-nucleotide messenger RNA. RefSeq lists its product as uncharacterized. The transcript has 3 exons. Lineage: Eukaryota; Viridiplantae; Streptophyta; Magnoliopsida; Brassicales; Brassicaceae. The coding region runs from base 71 to 571 and encodes 166 amino acids. The record is from RefSeq and is a predicted model, not a curated record.